This is a messenger RNA of Bactrocera dorsalis (oriental fruit fly), 9637 nucleotides long. RefSeq lists its product as uncharacterized. The transcript is spliced from 11 exons. The record is from RefSeq and is a predicted model, not a curated record. Lineage: Eukaryota; Metazoa; Arthropoda; Insecta; Diptera; Tephritidae. The coding region runs from base 2015 to 3133 and encodes 372 amino acids.
ACGACUGUUGUUGGCGCCGCUGCUACUAUUUGGCUUUGCCGAAUGCUGCUGUUACUGCUGCUGUGUCCCAAUCGUCACACGAUGUGCUGCUACUAAAAAUGAAACUGAAACACGCGUUACGGUAUUCGGCUAACGACUUGCCAGUCAGUCUCAAAGGAACUUUUGUGCGGUUCGGUUCGGUUCGGUUUGAUGUGUUGCACGUGCAAAAUACAUAUUUCCCAACGUCGUGCGCUCGACUUUUCAGUGGUUAUUUCGUUGCGGCGCUAGUGCUUGGCCCACAUUAUGUACGCGUCCUCAUUACGUGAGAUUUGGUGGCAUUAUUGUGACAUACAAGAUUUUUUACUAGUAGUACGGUGAAUAUUGUGCAAUAUUUUUGCAACAAUUGAACUGCGCUCAACGUAUAUGUUUGGUAAGAAAGAAGUGUGAAUCCAAUAAGUGACAGCCAUUAUUAGUUAUCCAGUUGCCUGUGUACUAAGCAAUUGUUUGUGGCACGUUUAUGUGGCAAUUAGUUGUUGGUGCUCUUGCUGGGCCAGCAGCGCAUGUGCAAUUAUUGUAACUUUCCAUGAAUUUAUAGCGCUUACUUUUGCAAAACAAGUUUCGUUCGCGUUCAUUGCGUGUGGCAAGCAGCCGGCUUAGCCAGCACACGUUACAAGUGCAAUUCUCUGCCUUUGCGCUAGUGUAAGCGUGUGCGUGUAUUAGUCUCUCAUACCGCCGUUCUGUCAACGCUGGUGGAGUAAACUUUUAUUGACGCGCUUGUUUUGGUUGUAUCUCGACGCUGACGCGCUACUUGAGGGUCUGUUGGCCGCGCGCCUACGUUUUGUACGUUCGCUGUUAUGCGCGCGUGUUUUGUGAAUAUUUACAUAAAUAAUCUAAGUGAUUUUCAAUCCUAAUUUCCAUAGCGCUACAAGCCAUUGUUGCUGCCAUUACGCGUAAUAUACUAUAGUGUCACAUAAUUCUCUCUCGGCAAGAAACACACAUACACACAAGCAAUACAGAAAUACCUUAGUGAAGCGCGUAGUGACAGUGGCUGCUCGUAAAAUGUUUGAUAUACUCACUGCGACACCUGACUGGCAUACCGACACGUACUAAAGACAACCUAUCUGCGCUCCCAUUGCGUCCACUACACUUGCUUACAACGCCAUCAAACGCGUGCAACGUGCUGCUAAAGGACACUCAAGUUGUGCCGCAUUGAGUUAGCUCGCCUGCUGGCUUACUACUUACUGCUUCGGUGUGUGUUUGUGCCCGUUGUGCUUCUCGUAAAAUAUCACCGUUGAACGUGUGCGGAUUAGAAAGCCACAAGCGCGGAGGCAAGUACCGCGGUCGCAGCGCGGCGCUGGCUAUGUAAAUAGCGCGUUGCUUGUGCGCCACUGACUCUACUUUCCGGGUGACGUGUCAUGGGUCUGUUCUGAAUUGCUGGAUCGUGGUAAUUAUUAAAAAGGACUUUGAUCCUAUCAUCCAUAUUCCUGCACUUAUCUUAAAGUCUACUGUUACUGAUUUUGGCGCUGAAAAGGAUCAACUGAAGGUUCGCUCCCUUUAAAGAUUAAUUGUUCCAGUGAAAACUGCAUUCUACACAUAUUAUUGAGAGUUUCUAAAACUAACUAAACAUAUAGAGAUCUUUACUGUAAAACCCAAUUAUGUGUCCAGUUGGUUGAAUGGCGCUUAAGCUGUCUCGCAUGCAGGAAGUGGAUGUGAAUCAUUAACAAGUGCAACAACGGGCAAACAACGGGCAAACACACACAUACAUUCACCGACACUCAUAUACGCCAACGUGUUGCAGGUGCGGAGCCUUGGGCGCCACUCCGGCCCAGCACGUAGGCAACUAACCAAAGCCACCUCCACGAGUGAGCGAGAGCUUCGCCAGCGCAACUGUUGGUCUGUAGCAAGGACACACACCCACAGGCACACAAAUUGUGGUGUGUAGCGCAGCUUCGCAGCGCUCAUUUGCCAUUCCACGCAGCAGUUAAUCUGCAAUCUAACGUCCCUUUUCCACAUCUUAAUCAGGCACAAGGCAAUCAUGUCUAAAAGAGAGCGACUAUUUCACGAAUGGUUCAAUCUGUUCGCACUGAUCUGGAUGAUAAUCACCGACAUAUGUUUUAACGCGCACUGUUUGAAGGACCUGAAGAUAUUCGUGCCGGAGGCAGUUAUAAUGGGCAACGCAGCGACGCUCUCAUGCCAAUACGACCUGGGACAGGCUGCUCUCUAUUCGGUUCGCUGGUAUUUCGGCACUGAGGAAUUCUAUCGCUAUGUGCCCAAGGAGUCACCGCCCACGCUGGUCUUUCCGGUGUCUGGCAUUAAUGUCGAUCUCACAAACUCAGACGCCACUUCGGUAACGCUGAAGGGUGUCAACCGCGAACUAACCGGCAACUACCAGUGCGAGGUGUCCGAAGAUGAGCCGCUCUUCCACACUGACAUACGCGCAGCACACAUGCAGGUCAUCGAACUACCCAAGGAUGAGCCGGCCAUGCAGGUGGACAAGAAGGUUAUCACCAUGAAUGACAACUUCAAGGCUGUCUGCACGGUUGGGAUGUCAUAUCCGCCAGCCAACAUAACAUGGUACAUCAACGGACGCAAGAUCUACAAAACACCCUUUCAACGCAUCAACCACGUCGCCUUCGAAGGUACCUCCACAUACUCCUCGCUAGAAAUCUCUCCACACAGCCAAGUGCUGCAAGGUUUCUUCCAGACGGUGCCCAAAUACCAGACGACAAGUAUACUGCUGCUAUGCGAGGUCUCCAUACUGCAUGUCUUCCAUAAGAACGUGCAACAACGCCUGCUGCUGAGCAUAACGCCGCCCACCACCAUCUCGCCCAACCUGCUCGGUCUGGAGGGUUCGAAACGCAUCAACGGCGAUCCAGACAACUCGGCGCUCACAGGCGGCGUCGCCAGUAGCCACAACAGCAGGCGACGAAUAGGAGGCGUGUUCGCGAUCGUCGGCAUGGCGUUCGUGGCUCUGUUGGCGGUGGGCGUGUGUCAUGGCGCUACAAUGGGCGUGCUCGCCGAUGAUACAAUGGCAUCGCUUGCAACUCGGUCCGCUGUGGUAGCGGGUUCGUCGAAGCGCCAGGCGGUUCUCGCGACGUCCGCGUCAUUGGCGCCAAGCGUGGCAGCAGCGCAGAAAGCUGUGGCUCAGCUGUGACCUCAAAGCAGCGUAUAUAUUGGUGGUGACAAGCUCAGUGAUGGCAAGCAAAUUGCUACAACUACAAAGUAAAUAAAUAACGGUAGUCGUUUUGUGGAUGCAAAAACAACAAAACGCAGAAAUGGUAGCGGCAGCAGCAGGCGUUAUGAAGGCUAACACGGCAUGCAAACUAUAACAGUAGAGAAAUGUUAAUUUAAUGCAACAACAACAACAUAACAACAAAAAAACAAAUCAAAAUGGCAAACAAUGGAAAUUGGUUUUGCACAUGAAAUUUAAUUGUGGGAAAAACCACAAAAAAGCAGAAAAUUGGAAAAAAUUAAAUCUAAUAUUAAGCAUACAAAUAGCGGUAAAUGUAGCAAAGCAACAAAAAAUUAUGCAAAUAUGUCUGGUAUAAAUGAAAAUAAAUAAAAAGGCGUAAAGUAAAUACUGAGAAAUAAUUAUAAUGAAAUUAAUUUAUAUGUUUGUUGACGGCAAUAAAGAUAAAGCACUAUAACAACAACAACAACAAACCACAGUAGUGCGCAUGCAGCACAUGCCCGAAGAAAAGCCAUAAUAAAUAACAACAAACAAAUAAACAUAUAACUAUAAAUUGAAAAUAAUUAAAUGUAAAUUAAGUUUUUAAGCAACAAAACAAAAACAACAAAAAUGUAUGUUAAAUAGCAAAAGAAACGCGUUACAAAUGAAAAAUUAAAAAAAAAAAUCUUUAAAUGUGUUAGUGUGUAAGUCUUAGCAUAAUUGGCGCGCAGCAGCAUCUUGGCUGAUUACAGUUAUUGCAAUUACACAAAGGCGUCAUCCACGCUUUCUGUAUGUUUGCACAAGUGUAAGCGUAAUUUAUGGAGUAUUAAAAUCAAAACUUUCAAGCAAACAUUUAUUGUAGUUGUAAGGCUUACAAAACCGCAAAAUGUUGCUGCAAAGUGAAAUCCGGCUGAAAAUGCGCUUAUUUACACAGCAAAUUGAAAAUUUUGGUGGGCGACAUUGAAGAAAAAUUAAUUUUCAGUCAGAAUUGGAACUACUGCGAGUAUUCGUUUAUAUAUAUGAUUUAUUUUAAUUUUGGUGUUUAUUUUGGCUUCCUUACUUUUUCCAUUUUCAAUAAUAGACAUGCUAUAAUGAAUGCCAGUGUCGUGAAGACAUAUUGAAAAAUGGCAAAGUUUUACAUAUUAAAACUUGAUUCCGAUCGUUCAGUAGUUAUAACAGCUAUAUGCUAUAGUGAUUCGAUCUAAACAAUUUCCUUGCAGUUUGUAAGAUUGCUGCAGGCAAUAACCUAUGCCAAUUUUUUUGAAAAUGUCUCGUCAAAUGAAAAAGCUUUAAAUAUGUAUAAGCACUUUAUACCGAUCGUACUGAUUGUAUUACAGCUUCUUUAGGAAAAAAGGUCAUUUGCCCGUUGGUCCCAAUACAUUUGUGCCAACGAUGUUUCCAAACCUCGAAACAGUUGUUAAGGUAAAUUUCCGGAAUAUUCUUCAAUGCACGUAGUGGUUCAUGUUCAAUGCCUUCAAUUGACUCAAAACUCGGAGCGGUCAUUACAGUUUGCUGAAUAGCCAGACGUCAUGCGGAGCGCUAAAUCAGGCGAAUCCGUUAGUUGCAAAACGAUACUGGCUAAAAAGUUGUUUAAAAAACUCCCAAAAAAUCAAUGCAGUAUUAUUGUAGUGCAUUAUUGUGGUGCAAAAACCAAGAGUUACGCAUAAUUUUGACCUCUUUUUACCAAUAGCUUCGCGCAAAUGACGCAUAACACACGAAUGGUAUCUCUUGUUCACAGUUUGACCGGUCGGAAGGAAGCCAGAGUACACACAUUCUAUGACAUCCUGGUAGUCGGAAAGCAUUGUUUCACAGACGUUGAAGCAACGUUGUUUUCGAGAAAAAAUUUAGUGAUUUUGGAACCAAUUGUGCUUUCACUUUCCUUAUGCCGCAAAUUAUCUUCCAAAAUGGUUUUCACUGUUCAUUUCGAUAUUCCAACGAUGACAGUAAGAUCUCUGACUAUUAGUCGUUGAUUCUCUAGCACCAAUUUCUUUAUUUAUGACGUGUUGAUCAUCAGUUGAUGUUGAUGGACGUCUUGGAUGUGGUUCGUCGUCGACGUAUUCGCAGCCUCUUAAUUUUUACCCAUAAAAAGCACUCGCUCGCGAAGUCUUAUUAUUUUCUCGUUUUAAAUUGGCUUCGAAUGACUGACAGAUUUAAUAUACAGUUUUUUUUUCAAUAAGGCUCUUCAUUGCACAACUAAAGAUUUUAAAUACGAGUAUGGUACUUCUUGAAGUAUAACAGCGGAGCACGAGGCGGAAUAUAAGGGUAACUUUACAAAACUAAGUUUUAAACAUUGAAACCAUUCAUUCAAAAGUUGACUGAUUCAUUUACAGUAUUAAUUAAGACAAUAGAGCUGCUGACUAUCUCUCCAUGCCGUUUAAAAUUUACUAAAACACAGCGAUUAAAGCAAUCUACUCAUUCCAUGUAUGUUGUUCCGCCCCACAAGUUGACUUAAAUAUAGUAAUAUGCGAAAUCUUGCUCUUUUCGUUCACUUUGCUGAUUAGUGUGCACUUCUGCAAAAUUUUGGAACAAUUUGGUGUCUGGAAAAAUAUCUGUAGCACAGUUAAAUAUUUCAAUAAAAAUUUUUUCUUUAUUAUAAAGAUAAUUGUCUGCGACUCGAGUAAAUUUCAGCCGAGAAGCACAAUUUUUGAUCACCUUUUCCAGCAAUUGGUUUCGUAUGUCAGCGAUAACGUGCCGAAUGUUAUCUAUCAAGGCUUCAAUCGUCUAGAGUUUAUACGCAUAAACAAGCGAACUCAAAUAACACCACAAAACAUAGUUCAGCGGUGAUAAACCACACGCUCUUAGAGGCCACGCCACAGGCGCACCAGACGAGAUAAUGCGGUCACCAUAAGUUUCCUUUAGAAAAAUAAUUGUGUUUUUGGCUGUAUGACAUUUCGCGAAAAAGUCAUUGAACGUUUCCCAUUAACAAUAAAAAUUAUGAUCGGCUUUUUUAAAAAAUAUGGACCAAUCAUUCGCUAUAUCUAUAAUGCAUACCGAGAUUUUCGUUAAAACCUCUACGAUGUAUAAAUAAUUUUUUUUUUCCAAUUGAUGGCUUUAGUAAUUAGUAUACGUAUCUUGCAUUGUUUAAGUGUUACUCGUAUAGCGCAUUUGAAAUAUAAGACUUUGUGAUAAGAAAGUUUCUGAGCGUCUGAGCGACUAAUUUGCUACGGUUUCAGCAUCUGUCAAAGAUAAACACUAGCAAAAUGAAAAAUUUUGCAGUUUAUCUUUGAUGAAGGAUUAAACACAAGCAAGCUGAAAAUGGAAGUAUUGUUUGAAGUCCAGUUUCUGCGGUUCCGCUUCAUGUCAUGUGUGCACUUCUUUAGUAAAUAGCUCGAAUAUUUUGUUAAUAUUUUCUUUAAUACCAAAGUUAAAAUAUAGAAAAGUUCUUAAAACAAAUAUGUUUUAAAACUCAAUGUCGCCGAACCAAAUAAAACUUGCAAGCAAUUAAACAAGUCAACUACAUUUACCUAAACAUAAUUACUUCAAAACACAAAAACUACAUACAAUUACAUACAUGCAUACUUGCAACAUACUAUAUCUACGAAUAAAUCAAAUUUAUACGAAAUGACUUUAGAACUGCUCAUAUGUGACUAAUUUAAAUCAAAAUUAAAAAAAAACAUAAAAAGAAACUCAAAAUCAAAACAUUUUUCAUGCCAAAAUAAGCUAAGCAACAAAAACACUCAUACUACAUAUGAGUGCAUCAUAUGAGUGCAUAUACCAUAAAUUACAAUGUGACUAAACCAAUAUUAAUUUUACGCUCUAUUUUGGACAUAUAAAUACAUAAACAAAGCCCAUAUAAAUAAACACACACAUACACAUGAACUAUUUGUAACGCAUUAAAUAUACAUUGAACAUAAUUCAAGUAAAUAUAUAAGCUUAGCUCACACAUAUACACAAAAAGCUAAACACAUACGCGUAGUGAAUAUGUGUAUGUAUUAUAUAAGUAUGUUAUAAUGUAUACAAUUGGCUCACUAUAACAUAAGCGCGAAAGUAAAAAAAAAUAACUGUAAAUUGUAAGCGCAAUAACUGAAAAGCAGCGACUAAAACGGUAAGCAAAUGUAAUAGUAAAAACAACAAAAAAUAUUUUUAAUAAAAUAUAAUAUAGAGGAAUAAUCGUUUAGCCAAAUUUUGUACUAAUUUAAUUAGCCUUUUGACCUUUGUACAUAUGUAAUCAAAAUAGACGACCCCAAAAUUGUUUGGUUUUUGUUAUAUAAAUCUGUAUUGUUGUUGUUAGCGCUCAUUUUAAUUUUGUUUAGCAUUCAGUAAUGUGUGAUAAAUUAACUAAUAUAUUUUUAAUUAAUUUAGUGCUUUUGUGAAAAAGAGAGUGCGGAAAAUUAUUAUAAAUUAAUUUCAUAUAAAUAAAUGAAAAUGCAUUGGAAGUGCGGAAAGUACUUGGUAUGCUCAUAGAAGGCUGUUAGAGCAACCAAAAAAAAAAGAGUGCUGACAUAUAAACGUGAAAUUUAUGUAAUUUUAAUUAUUUAUUUUGAAAUUUUAUUUUUUUUACAGAAAUGUUUUUUUUUUGUUUUAUUUUUUUAACUUACCUCCAGGGAAUAAUUUAAUUUUUUUUUGAAGUUUUAUUUUUUUUUUUUUUUGUAAAAAUUUUGAUUAAUUUUUAUUUUUGGGCUUUUAAUUUCUUUCCAGGGAAAAUUUAAUUAUUUGAUGUUACGAAUUUGUGCAACAAAAUAUUGACAAUCUUUUCCGAACUUCAUUAUCACAUUUACUCGUCGAAAGAUCACAGAACAAUAAGCUGCUUAACCAAGGACGGGCCUUGCUAUUUUGCCCCUCUUUGCAAAACACGACGAUUUUUAGUCGAAUCGACUAACAAAGCACGUCCAGGAUUAAGGAGGUAUUCUAGUCUAGAGAAUUGAAAAAUUUCUUUUUUCAUAAUUUCAUGGUUUAGAUAUUAAAUAAUAUCUCUCUAAAAAGACUUCUCAAAAUUCUCAUAGUUCCGUAGUUAUAGUCGUUUUAGUGUCAUGGUAUAGUUUUGAGAGUAGUUUGAAUAGCGAAUGCCGAUUUCGCGCAGAAUCGUGCUUAUAAUAGUGACCGAGUACCGAAAGCGCUAUAAUGAAUGCUGAGCUAAAAGCUCACAUGGAAGUAUUUACUAAUUUAGAGGUCAUGGAAAUAUAUUUGGUUGAUGAAAUCCAGUGAUUUCAAAAAUAAUGGUCCCUUGUAUACAUAUAUUAGAAAUUAUGCAUGUUUUGUCUAAAGAAACGGAGUUAAGAGACACGAGACAUCUGAAAACCUUUCUUCCUUUCUUCCAUUCUUUUGCUAGUUUUAACACCAAGAAAAUGUCUACCAAAAGAUUUACUUUCCAUGACAAAUUCUUCACGAUUUUCUUUAAUUGUUUCAGGAACGAGAUAAGUUUUAACCUUAAAUUUGAUUUUUUUACGUCUUAAGUAAAACUGCCUGUUCUCUGCAUUAAGCUUGCUUGGUAUCUUGGUCCUAGCGAAAUGGCGGGCAACUACAAAGCCGACGAGCUAGCCAGAAGGAGCACUUUUGUCCCGCUCACAUUAGAAUCUCCAUUCACUCUUGCCAUCUAACUCUAGACCAAUGGAACUCGCAUGAGCUUAGUAGGCGGCUGUCAAUGACUGGAUCCUAUAUUGCGCGAUCCUUUUAACCUAGUGUUGAACGCGGGAGAUCUACUGAAUUGUUACUAUUUGCCUUAGCUAAGUUUAUCUAGUUUCGUAAUGAACAUUUGCGUUAGUUUAUUUACUUUUUAAUUAUUUUUUUUUUAAUUACUGUCAGCUUUAAUUUGCCAAAGAAUUUAACUAUAUUUAAUGAAUGUUGAAAACAUAAACCAGCUUGCUUUCAUACAUUGUACUAUAUAUACAUAUAAAUAAAUAAAUCUGUAGUAUAAAUGAAUAACUUAUGUAUAUAAAAAAUGGCUUUUGAAUUCUCGACACUCAUACAUACAUGCGUAUACAUUUACUCUUAAAAGAGCUUUCACAUUGUGGAAAGUAAACUCGACCCAUGGUUGCAGCUCAAUUAAAAUGGAUUAAAACAAUUUUAAGCAAAUUUCAGAAAGAAAUAUGAAAUUAUUAAAGAAUUGAGAUGAAAGCAAAUAGGAUAAAUGGUAAAAACAAUUAUUUUGUAAAAAGAAAAUUUUUUUGUUGCAAAUAUAUAUUCAGCUGCAUGUCAGAGAAGGGCUUUGAAAGUCCAACAAAACUAAAACUGCAAAUACUAAACGGAAAAUGCAAAAACAAAAACUGAAAUACAAAUAUAAACUAAAAUGCAUAGAAACAAUAAGAAAAAAUUAUGAAAAAUCAAAAUUCAAGUUAAUUAAAUCAAAAACACAGCAGAAGCUGGCGACAACAAAGGCAAAAUAUGUUGCAAGCAAAUUUUAGUUGAAUUAAUGUUGAUAGAUUAGUAAUGUAAAAAAAAUAAUAACUGAAAGAAAAUAUGAUUGAAAAAUAGUAUAGAGCUGAUGUCAAUAAAAGUAAAAAAUAACCAAAAUAAUUGUUAAGUUGCAAAAUGUAUAAAAAUAACUAAAAG